UUAAUUAAACCUGGUGCUGAUUGUGGCACUUGCAGAUGUUGUCGUUCUCACAGACAUGCAUUUCUUUUACCACAUCACUUUAUUAAAAUGUGUACUAUCAAUCACUUACGUUAACAGCCAGCAAGUGUUAAAUGAAAGACUGCUUAUUUCCGAACUAAAGGCUGGAGAAAAAGUAAACAUACGUAGGGCGAACGUGGACAGAAGAUUUCUAGAGGAUUUAGAUGACUACGAGUGGCACAUCGCUCACCUCCGGGGAGCGAUCCUCGAUGGCAGGAGGGACUGUAGGGAGGAUACAUUUGAAGACAAGGUCAGGAGAUACAGGAGGAUGUUGAAAAAUGAUGGGGCCAGGGUCGACUUCGUGUCCAGUGAUCCUAUUCCCCUAAACAUUGCUGACAUCGGUGAAAACUCUUGUAAAGUAAAUGAUGAUAUUCUAAAUGAUACGGAAUCACCAAGUUAUCCUAACGUCACUAGUAAAAUUAAUGUCCUGCCCACAGUUUCUGUUCCAAAUGUUACUUCGGUUGAAAAUGUAACGACGGCCAUGAAAUUGGAGACUACCACUGAGAAACUGGAUUACCAGGCGACCACGCAGAAGUCAAAAGCUAAAGUUUUGAAGAAGAAAAAGAAGGUGGAAGAAGAUCAGAAGGCAGAGAAUGAUACAGUGGUGAGGCGAGCCAGCGAGUACAUGUUCAGCUCGAUAGAGUACUACGACGAGUCGGUGGAGUUCAACACGGACAUGUGUCCGGACGCUGUGGAGGUGAUCGAGCUGGAGAUAGACCAGCUCCGGAGCUACGACCUCGAGUGUGAGAUGACCCUGGAGUGGAGGAGUUUAGAAUAAUCGUAUUUUCGUUUUUGUUUCAAAGUUAAAUGAAUGAACUGUAAAAUUAAAAGUUUGUUUUUUAAUUUUUUGGAUUGGUUUCGCUGAACGCUUGAAGAUACUUGUUCAAUAUUAAUUUAUUUCCAUUUAGUGUAAUAUAAUAAAUAAAAGUUUCCCUUUA
Molecule: messenger RNA, 995 nt
Organism: Spodoptera frugiperda (fall armyworm)
Lineage: Eukaryota; Metazoa; Arthropoda; Insecta; Lepidoptera; Noctuidae
Exons: 1
Coding region: 56-835 (259 amino acids)
Source: RefSeq, a predicted model, not a curated record